Messenger RNA from Gavia stellata (red-throated loon), 1990 nucleotides. RefSeq names its product lysosomal amino acid transporter 1 homolog. The transcript is spliced from 8 exons. Bases 126 to 1193 code for a protein of 355 amino acids. NCBI's taxonomy places the organism in Eukaryota, Metazoa, Chordata, Aves, Gaviiformes, Gaviidae. The record is from RefSeq and is a predicted model, not a curated record.
GAUGACAGUUCUCUCGCAAGGCAGCCAGUUUCUGCAGAAAACUUGUUCCAGCAUUUAACGCCACGGACACCUGAAGUCUCGUGGAAAGAAAAAGCAGGUUUCUCAAUGACUAGCAAAGUUCGUUUAUGAGAUUGGAAAUAACUGUGAUACCAAGCAUCCGUCUGGAUGCAGAGGUCUUUUCACAGAGGAUAUUCAGCAUUCGUAAACGGAUUUGCGGAUUUGCAUGGGGUAAAAAUGGAGGCAGAAAUAAACUUCUGAAAUUGAAUCCUGGUCCAGGAAUGAUGGCUUCUCAGCUGUAUACACAUGCUUUCAAUAUCUCCCCAAUAGAGAAUAGGAGAUUGUGCAUAAAUGGAACACCGUGGAUUUGGCAUCUCCUAGAAGAAUGUGUCGAGAAUGCGUGGGAGUAUUGGAGCGUUGUCAUAGGACUGAUUUCCAUUGUCUGUUUUCUGUUUGCUGCACUACCUCAAAUUUACGUUGCCUGUCAGAAUGGAAGAGUGGAUCAAGCGCUGUCUUUGGGCUUUCUGCUGUGUUGGAUAGCUGGAGAUCUUACAAAUUUCAUAGGCUGCUAUUUAACAAAUCAACUGCCAAUUCAGAUUGUCACUGCCAUUUUUUAUGUUAACAUGGACAUAAUUAUGAUUUCACAAUUUAUCUACUAUAAGCUCAAGAACCAGAAGAUGACAAAAUGCAGCAAAAGCCUGAAGAACUUCUGUAUAACCUGGAUUGUGGUGUGUAUAGCACUGUGUGUUAUUUUACCCUGUCAGCUGUUACUAAGGAACCAAGACCAGAGUACAGUAAUCGAAAGGAGUAAUAACUCUCUUGAUAUGGUUGAAAUGUCAGGCUUCAUUUGUGGCUACAUAUCCUGUGUGUUUUACUUGGGAAGUAGAUUUCCUCAGCUGUAUAAAAAUUUCCGAAGAAGAUCAACAGAAGGCACCUCUUACCUGCUGUUUGCAUUAGCUAUGAUGGGAAACUGUACAUAUGGACUGAGCCUUGUGUUAAAGAUGCCAGCUACCAAAUCCUUCCAGGCCCUCUACCUUUUACACCAUCUUCCAUGGCUCAUUGGGAGCUUUGGAGUUUUGUUUCUAGACAUUUUUGUGACUCUGCAAUUCAUCCUGUAUCGUCAGCACACGGAAAGACAACCUGCUUUAGUGGCACUGGAGGUGGAACCAUUGCUGGUGAGCGAGGAGACUGCCUAGUGUCGGGCUGGGUUCGGCUCCUGUUUUCUUUGGAUUUUGCUCUUGGAUGACUUUGACAAACAGUUAAGAUUGGAGUUGCUUAGGGACCAAAUUUAUUACUUAGGUUUUAUUAUUUAUUUUGCCGUUAAUUUGUCACUAGUUAUUUGCAAAUGACAUGCCAGUAAACUAUUUAAUAUUUACCCUGUUGUUUCAGGAUAGAUACAAUUAUUUUUUUCCUGAUUUUUUUCCCCAUUUUAGCUGUUUCUCCCCAAAGUGUGAUAUGGAGUCACAGCAAUAGGUGCUGUAGAAAUAUUUAUUUGACAUCAUGGAACAGUGCAUAUCAUGGGAUGACUAUUUUUAGAUGAACGUGUACAUCUAGUUAACAGUAGCAUGGCUGUUUAAGAACAGGGGAUGAGAUUACCCCUGUGCCUUGAACCCAACUUGGAGUUACAGACUGUUCGGUCCAGUUGCGUUUUAUGUAAGGGGUUUUUUAUUCAUACCCAAUUUUGUAUGCAUCAGAAGAAAAAACACCCUAUAAUUAAGUAACUUCAGUGCAGAGGAUCUGCUACUGGUGCAAAAGCAGAAUCCUGGUGUAGUGGGAGCCUCAUGUACAGCUCAUUGCAGAGUAUCAUUAUGCAUUUUGUUUUUAAGAGUUAAAGCAUUUAUACAUCAAUAUCUGUGUGUUCCAAGGAAUUUUUGUACAACAUGCAUUUUCUUUGCAAGCUUCUGGUUUAGAUAAGUACCACGGGGGAAAAAAAAACAGAAGCUAAGGAGACCGUACCUUGCAGUUGCGGGGUUUUUGCAAUACUGUGUUGUGU